CGGCAGUGACAGUCUGGCUGCCGUCCUGACUGAGCGGCGCGGCCCAGCCCGGCCCCGGCUCCCCUCGGCCUCGGUUAUGGAGAACGACGUCCUGGACUCGCUCGAGGACUUGGGAUACAAGGGCCCAUUACUGGAAGAUGGUGCUUUGGACCUGGCAGUGUCUAGUGGAGCAGCAUCCCCUGAAUACACUAAGCUAUGUGCUUGGCUAGUAACGGAACUGAAAGCAUUUUACAGUCUGGAGGAAAAUGUGAAUGCAACAAACAGUCCCAAGGAAGCUGAAGGAUUUCAACUAGAGAUGAGCGGUUUGCUAACUGAAAUUAAUUGUCCCUAUUCUCUUCUGACGACUGGAGAUGUCACUAAACGCCUUCAUAACAAAAAUAACUGCCUCUUAUUACUCACUUUCCUGAUUUCUGAGCUUGAAGCUUCACGGAUGCUUGCUGUGAACAAGAUCCCAGAAAAGAAGGAAGAAGAGGAGCCCAGCCCGGCCUUUGUGGAGCUAAAAUCUGUUUGCAUUACUCUGGGUAUGUCCAAGCCCCCAGCUAACAUCACCAUGUUCCAGUUCUUCAGUGGGAUUGAGAAAAAGCUUAAAGAAUCUCUCUCAAAGGUGCCCCCAAAUCAUGUGGGAAAACCGCUGGUGAAAAAAAUGCUUGGACCAGCUCAUUGGGAAAAACUAGAGGUCAUCAAUCAAAUGUUUGUGAACGAAUAUGAAUGUCGAAGAAAUAUGUUGCUAAAGCGUAUGGAUGUGACUAUUCAAUCAUUUGGAUGGUCCGAGAGAGCCAAGAGCCAGUCCGAAAAAUUAGCCAAAAUUUACCAGCCUAGGCGUGCUGCUUUGUCUCCAAAAGGCACUAUUUGCACUGCACAUCUGCUAGCUGCUCGAGAAGAUCUGUCGAAAAUUAUGCGAACCAGCAGUGGCUACACCCGAGAAAAGACUGCAUGUUCCCUUAAUAAGGUACUAAUGGGAAGAGUGCCAGACAGAGGUGGCAGGCCCAACGAAAUCGAGCCCCCUCCACCUGAGAUGCCACCAUGGCAGAAAAGACCAGACAAUCCCCCAUCCAUUGGAGGUCGGGGAGGAGGAAGAGGGGGAUAUGACCAAGGCUUUUAUGGAGGAGGUGGAAGAGGAGGAGGAGGAGGAUAUGACCGAGGCGGGGGUCGUGGUGGACAUGAUAGAACAGAACAUGUAGGACGUGGAGGAGGCAGAGGAAAAAUUCAAGGAGGAUGGUCUGAUGGAAGUGGUGGCUAUCAAGAUAGUGGCUACCAUGGAGGAGGAGGUGGUGGUGGUGGUGGCUACCAUGGGGGGAUGGGAGGCUAUCAAGGUGGUGGUGGAGGUGGCAACUACCAGGGGGGUGGUUAUCAAGGAGGUGGCUACCAAGGACAUCAAGACAACAGAUAUCAGGAUGGUGGCCAUGAUCAGGGUGGAGGAAGGGCUGGUGGUGGACGUGGAGGUCGGGGGCGUGGUGGUCGGGGAGGACGUGGAGGACAAGGAUGGGGAAGCAGAGGUGGAGUAAGCUACAACCAGGCAGGACAGUUUGAGCAAUAUUUCCAGCAAGGAGGCCAACAGUUUAGCCAGUCUGGUUUCUAUCAAGGUAGACAGUAUACCAGCUAAUAGCAUUGUAGUACUGAAUACCAGCCUCUUGCCACAAAAGGCUCAGACCCACCCAUCCACGAGUAACGAUGUUUGAAUACAACUAAAAUUCAAUACCUUGUAUUGCAGCGUUGCAGGUUUGUUUUAUAAACAAUGGGACUAGAGAUUGCUUUCUUGCAGCAAGAGAGAGAGAGAGCGAGCUUGUGAUUCUAGAUCUGCUUCUGCCUUCCCCUUUCCUCCCCUAUCCCCACUGCACUCCUCCCUGAAACAAAAGUUGGAUUUUCGACUUAUAACGAUACUUGAAGCGCAGUAAGAAUGAAAAGUAACUGAUUUGCAUUAUGCAUGUGUAAAUGCUAUUGACUCGGCAAAACCUCUUGGUUUUUUGAAAUGCACUACAAACCGAACCCUGACUGAGCCUGGAGACCCAUAAGUUGAUUGUUUGAACAACAGCACAUACUGAGCUUAUGUUUCUUUUGUGUUCUACAGUUCAAGCCACAUGAUAGUACUUGCUGGCUGUUAAUUGUAAAUAAAUGUAUACGUCACAAGCAGAGUGAACGAGUGUGAUCUCUGUGAAAGGUGAGCAAUAAAGAAUGUUGUUUGCUGACUGGAGCUGUUGAGUUUUUGUUGAGCUCAGUGUACGAAUUUACAGCAGCUCAGAGAAGCUCUUUGAGUACUGAAGGAGGAUUUCAACACUUUUUUUAAAAAAAAUUCAAUUUCUGCUUUUUUUUCUUCUUCCUGAAGGAUUCUAGAAUGACAAAUGUGGUUGGGAAGCAUCUGUGGUUUUUUGCAUUUCUAACUUGGAGAUUUACUGAAAAGUCGGCUCUUUUGCACAUGUGUGUAACUUGAAAGCUCAGAGGACGUUCAGUAUGUAAAGGGCUAGCGUGUAAAAUUGACUAAUUCGCCUUAAAUUAUGAAAAUGUUGUACAAUGCCUUUAAUUCUACGAGGAGAAGAGGAUAUUAGCAUGCAAACUGAAAGGAUUGGUUUAGCCAAGUGUGGCCUGGUGUUUGUCAAACACUCAACUCGUGAUUUUUUUCUUAGUUUUAAUCCUGGCACUGGUCAGGUUUUUGCUGCAGUCUACAGUAUGUACUAUGUGUUUGGAACUUGCAAUCAGUUGUUGAAUAGGGAUUAAUGAUUAAAAAAAGGUGGAAAUAAAACUAAAUGUGAAAAGAGAUAUCCUGUCGCACACAUUAUUGCGUUCAUAUGAUUUUAGCUCAAAUUCUGUGGUUAAUUUGAGUAAAAGUUGGUUGGUUUGUAUCAAUUUAUCCACUGACUCUUUGUUGACCCAUAAUCGGUACAGUAGUUCAUUCAGUCUGACCUUUUGUUCAGUGUUUGAUAUAAAGAUUUGUUGUGUCCAAUGUUGUCUUUCUGCUCUGGAUGAAACAUUGCUCAGGUUACAGUUGCAAUUAUGCAAGCAGAGGAUCGGAAAAUUAACCUCUUGCUAUUUAAGACCAUAAUACAUGCAGCUUUUUGAUGGUUCUUUGGCUCGUUUUUAAUAACUGCACAAUUGAAAUUUUUGAGCACUAGAGGGACAUGCUUAUCAGCCAGCAAGAGCUCUCUACUAAUUACAUUAAAAGAUGACAAAAGGAGAAUGCUGUAGUGGUCCCCUUUAUGGAGUGAUGGAAGAACUAUUGUUUUAUUUCAUGUGGCUCAUUUUGAAGAGCUCUUGCAGUUUGUGGGUCACUAAUCAAAACUUGUCGCUUGCCUUUUAAUCAAACAGCUCUUGCAAAUGUCCAGUGCUGUUGAAUCCUUCAGGCUUCGCUAUAGGAGUCAAAAGAAACUCGCUGCAAUCGUUUACAGUGCACAUGUCGAUUUGUCAAUUAACAGAAUAUAUUUUGGGUUCAGUAUUGUAUCGAUUUCAUGCAGCAUGAAGUAUUAAAACAUUUGUUUCAGCGCCUUCACAAUUAAGUGAAGUUGGAGGUUUUCUCCAGAAAUGGAGGGAAAUUUGUAAUUUGGACUGUUAAGAAUACACAAAUCAUAUUGUAUUGCAGUGUAUUUAAAUUGGUUUCAACAAAGGCCUUAGAAAUCAAAUCUAGACUCGAAUCUAAAGAUAAGCUAUUAAGACAUGAGCAGUUUAACAAGGGGAUGGUAUCAUUCUGACCCAAUAUGCAGUAUAAAUUUUGGUUGUUUGAUGCUGGCAGUAAUCGUUUCUCUUAAUACACUGGAACUUUAUCCUCUGCCACUUGUGCAGGUUUGCAGAUUGUUAAAUAAACUUGUUUGUUAUUCA
Molecule: messenger RNA, 3807 nt
Organism: Callorhinchus milii (elephant shark)
Lineage: Eukaryota; Metazoa; Chordata; Chondrichthyes; Chimaeriformes; Callorhinchidae
Gene: tslig3a
Product: family with sequence similarity 98 member A
Exons: 8
Coding region: 77-1603 (508 amino acids)
Cellular component (GO): tRNA-splicing ligase complex
Source: RefSeq, a predicted model, not a curated record